AAGUGCUUCCUUUGUGCCAGGUACAAAGAGUCAUCCCAACAACCCCACGAGGGAAGUGAGGCGGCAGGAAAGUAAGCUGCCGGCUUGAGAAUGCAUGGUGGUGCCGGGCAGAGUCUGGCUUUGUCCCUGGCAGCUCUAACCCAGAGCCUGGCAGCACGACUGCUCCACUUCCACUCUAAGGGGACCAAACGAGAAAUACCUGCUGCUUCCCUUCUAGUGGAAUUUCCUCAAGCUUAUCAUUUACUCUAUGCACCAGGUGGCAGAACGGGUGGAAGCCCUGGGGCAGUUUGUCAUGAAGACCAGAAGGACCCUCAAAGGCCAUGGGAACAAAGUUCUCUGCAUGGACUGGUGCAAAGAUAAGAGGAGGAUCGUGAGCUCGUCCCAGGACGGGAAGGUCAUCGUGUGGGACUCCUUCACUACUAACAAGGAACAUGCAGUCACUAUGCCCUGCACAUGGGUAAUGGCAUGUGCAUAUGCUCCAUCGGGAUGUGCCAUUGCCUGUGGUGGCCUGGAUAAUAAGUGUUCUGUGUACCCACUGACCUUUGACAAAAAUGAAAACAUGGCUGCCAAAAAGAAGUCUGUUGCCAUGCACACCAACUACCUGUCAGCCUGCAGCUUCACCAACUCUGACAUGCAGAUCCUGACCGCGAGCGGCGAUGGCACGUGUGCCCUGUGGGACGUGGAGAGCGGGCAGCUGCUGCAGAGCUUCCACGGGCACGGGGCUGAUGUGCUGUGCUUGGACCUGGCUCCCUCCGAAACUGGAAACACCUUCGUGUCUGGGGGAUGUGACAAGAAAGCCAUGGUGUGGGACAUGCGCUCCGGCCAGUGCGUGCAGGCCUUUGAAACACACGAAUCAGACAUCAACAGUGUCCGCUACUACCCGAGUGGAGAUGCCUUUGCUUCAGGAUCAGAUGAUGCUACGUGUCGUCUUUAUGACCUCCGGGCAGACAGGGAGGUCGCCAUCUAUUCCAAAGAGAGUAUCAUAUUUGGAGCAUCCAGCGUGGACUUCUCCCUCAGUGGUCGCUUACUGUUUGCUGGAUACAAUGAUUACACCAUCAACGUCUGGGAUGUUCUUAAGGGGUCUCGAGUCUCCAUCCUGUUUGGCCAUGAAAACCGAGUUAGUACUCUACGUGUUUCCCCUGAUGGGACUGCCUUCUGCUCGGGAUCAUGGGAUCAUACCCUCAGAGUCUGGGCUUAAUCAUCUUCUCACAAUGCACACAUAGAUACCUAGGCAUAGAAUUUGAAAUCAUCACAUUAAUCAUCUUAUUUCUAGAGUAUCUGAGGGCUUUGUUGCAACUCUAAGGGAGCAACUCCAAGACUGAGAGUUGACAGUGUCUCCAGUAUUACCAUUAAGGAUUCCUGUGUGAGCACCAGCACCCGAAGAACACCUGCAAGUGAAGUGUUUUUUCAUUUUGAGCACUUUUUAAAAUGUAUUUAUGUUUAAGGUUAUUGUAAUAAUACUCUGUUCCCAACAGAAUUUAGCAUUUUAUAGAUUGCAUAUUAUUUCCUUGAGUCAAAUUUGGUUUUGGAGCACUUUAAAAUCUGAUUUUUCUUAACGUGCGUGUGACUUUUGGAGCCUUCCUUUAGACGUGCUAAUGUUAAUGGACGAUAUGAGAAGGACUGUGUUAAGCAGUCUGUUAAGAUUCCAAAUCCAAAUGUAAUUAGACCAAAUCACUUUAUAAAAAAAGUUUUUAUUGUAAAAGAAUCUUUUUCAGUCUCAGAUCCUAUCAUCUUUUUUGAGAUCAAACAUUUUCAUCUAUGUGGCCUGUUACGGACAGAGAGGUGCAUAAAAUGGACAGGAUGCCUGAUGUAUGAUUUGUUAUCUAUCACUGUGUCACUUGGGCAGAAAAUUUUCUUUCCUUUGAAGGAAAAGCUGAAUGUUGUUUGUGUGCCAUUGCUUCUCAGAGCGACCAGAAUCUUUCUGUGUAAGAACACGAGACAGUAAACUUACUGGAAAACCUGACUAUAGUAUUAGCUGUAUUAGGAUUAGUCGUAUCCACUCAGGCUAAAGUGGAUCUUGCCCAUGUAAACCACACUCAUAUUUAUUGCACUGCAAGUGUAAUUACAUAUAUAAAUUGACAGGUCUGAGAUGAUAAUGCCUUUGCUUCUCUUAUGUUGAGAAAAAUAUAACAAAAAUAUAUUGUCUUUAUUUGAGAUUCAACGAUUCCUUUUGGAAAAUACAAGUGUGUUUGCUUCAGGGUCCCUUCCCCGCCCCCUUUUUUUUUUAAGGUGUAAGGGCUUAUUCUUUAUGUUAGAAAACUCAUUCAGAAAGAUGGUAUGCAUUGCUUGGGGAAAUAAAAGAUCACCUCAGACCAAAAAUCACUCCUGGGUGAAGCUUGCCCUCUGGUGGCCUGGGGUUCGGGUGGCCAGGCUUGUGGCCCAGGGGCUGUGUGUGCCGAGGCCCCUGGAUCCUCCCUUCUCCGCUCUAGUUCCUGCUCCAACCCAGCCCAUUUUCUGGUGGUAAUUAUGUCUUUGCAGGCCCAGCCCCAGGCUGCUCCUCAGAAAGGCCCUUCCAGAGUUAGAGCCACACACACAGCCCUCAGACUUGCCUGGGCCUGGGGGUUAGUUCCAGCUCAACCCCCACAAUUACUUGUUCGGGCAUUGUAAUGAGCCAAUCAGUCAAAAAUCAGCCAGGCCAACUCUUCCAUCAACUCUUUCAAAUAUUCAGUCAUUUGCCAAGGAAACAUUUACUGAGGUCCUUACACAGCAGGCGUUGGACUAGAGAAAGAAAUAUAAGAGCCCCUGCUUUCCCCUAAAGAUCCCAGACUGAGGGAGGGAGCAUGGUGCAGAGGGACCAUUUUUCCCACACGGCCCCCACUCUCCCAAUGUGUUACAGUCUGGGCAGGGUAUCCAAGAAGUAGGCGGAGCCUACCAGCUACCGAAGAGAUCAGGCCCCAGAGUGUAUCCCAUGGAAUUCCUGACCUCCCAGAAUGUUCCAGAGGUUGUUCCUGGUCUCCUAGUUAUGGCUGUCCCGUUCUCCCACGGGACCUUUUCGUGUCUCUACACUCUGACCUGGGCUUCCCAGAAGUAAAGGAAGACAGGGUAGGGGAAUGUUACGUAGAUUCAGAGAAAGCACAAAGUUCUGUGCUUGCCAAGAAGAGCAUCUUCAGUUUACACGCAAAAUAGCCCAUAACUUUCCAAUCAUAAAAGUGACUUUCAGUGUCCUCAGAAAAUAUUCCAUACAACACUCACUCCCACAGGCUGUAAAUCAUCUCUCCUGUAAGUAUUUAAUUUCACAGCACGUGUUGUUCAGUAGUCAUUGAUGAAAUAUUUGAUUGGGAAACUCAGGGGUGUAAACUCCAGGUAAUAAAUUAUAUUUUGCAUAUUGAACAAAAUGCUGAGUUUUUAAAUCAGUUUUUUCUUUCUUUUUUUUUUAAGAGGACCAAACCAAUUAUGAAGGGGAAAAAAUAGAUAUACCCCCAGGUGUACAGCUCCCUUCCCAGCCCAAGAAGAGGAGGAUUAUGCAGGAAGGGGGCCAGAUAAGGAGGCAUGCAGCAGCAGGUGUUUGUGAGAAAUGUUUGUGAACCUCUUGGCCAGCCUCUAAAAAUGGGUUUCUGCUCCCUUAGAACGUGCAGAAGCAGAGACCCCAUGUCCACUUCUCUCUCCCCACUCCUUGACUUCCUCCACAUUCUUCCCUAGGCUGUAAGUGGCUUAAAAGCAGCACAAGGUUGUAACGGCCUUUGCAUCCUGGGCUCUCAUUGCUUGGCCAGCUGGGUAGAAGGUGUCCCUGCUGACAUGCGGACUCAUCUGUAUGUCAGAGGGGACAAUGGUGCAAAGGAUGCACACCUAAGUUCAGACCCAGCUCUUUUGCAUGAUGGGAUAGAGUAUAAUGUCUAAAUUUCUCCCAGCCUCAAUUUCCUCAUCUAUGAUAUGGUACAGCACUAGAGUAUGUAAGGACUGGAGCCUGGCUAGAGCUAGGCUGGCCUUUAGAGCUGGGAAGUUUCCACUCUGGGCUGAUGAUGGCCAGUUCUGACAUAAUGUUUAUGUCAUUGUAAAAAGUUUAUAGACCCUCUAGUGAGGAGAUAGAAUCAGAACAAUGCUCUGGCUUAUUUAGCUCUAAGCAAAUAGGAACUACUCAAUGUAAGUAUAGUGUGAACAUUUAUGUGAAGACUGUGAUGAAGGACAUGACCAUAUUUAAACCCAAGGUUAUCUAAAGGUAAGCUGGAUGCUUACCUUUGUCAUAAGACAGGAAUCAUGAAGCAGGUCCUUGUUUCCAACCUAUCUGUGCUCUACAAUAACUGGCAGCCUCCCAUUUCUAGGUAGACCCAAGGGAAAUGGAAAAAAGCCACCAAAGUGCCCACCAAUAGAAGGCUGGAUCAAGAAGAUGUGGCAUAGCCACACACUGGAAUACCAUUCAGCCAUAAAGACAGGUGAAAUGUCACCAUUUACAGCAACAUGGAAGUAGCUCAAAGGAAUUAUAUGUAGCAGAGCAAGUCAGAUAAAAAUAUAUACUGGAAAACUUCACAUACAUGAGCAAAAUAAGGAAUCAAAGUUGGGUGAGCUGACAAAGAAAAAUAAUUAUAAAUUAUUUUCAUACACUAGGACUUUGGUACCAAAAAGAAGGUUCUGCCCUUUAGUGGGAGGGCAGGGGAGAAAGGACCAACGGGGAAGGUGAUGGAGGGAAUGGCUUUGCUGAGUGUGCAUGAGGGGCAUUUGGGGAUAGAAGUGGGCAUAUAAUUAUAAUACAUGCUAACAUUUUUACCACUAUGAUAAUCCAGUUAUUCUUCAGAGAAUUUUGUAUAAAUUUGCUCAUUAAGUUCUUACAACAUACCGGAGAGAUAUAUUUAAUUGUAAUGAUCUUUUUAUAGAUUUGGAAACAAGGAAAAAGUUUCAUAAUGUGAAAGGAAAGCAAAUAUGUUUACACAGAAAUUUGCACAUUAACAUUCACAGCAGUCCAAAGUGGAACAACUCAAAUGAUGAUGCAUAAGCAAAUGUGGUCUGUCCAUACAAUGGAAUAUUACAUGGCCCUAAAAAGUAAUGAAAUACUGAUUCAUGCUGCAACACAAAUGAAUGUUGGGAAUGUUAUGUUCAGUGAAAGAAAGCAGAUACAAAGGACCACAUAGUGUAUGAUUCCGUGAUAUGAAUAUUCUAGAAUAGGUAAGUCCAUUGAUACAGAAAGAAAAUUAUGGUUACUUAGUGCUAGGGAGGGGCUGAGUGGGGUAUGACUAGUGGAUAUGGGUUUCCUUUGAGGUAGUGGAAUUUAAUUUGUUGUAGUGGGCAAACAACUCUGAAUAUACUAUAAACCACUGAAGUAUGUAUUUUAAAAGGGUGCAUUUUAUGGCCUGUUAAUUAUGUCAUAAUAAAGCUGAUAAAAAUAUAUAUGGAAAAAGUAGUGGCAAUAAGUCUCUAACUAUGUUGAGUA
Talpa occidentalis (Iberian mole) is the source of this 5362-nucleotide messenger RNA. RefSeq names its product G protein subunit beta 5 (gene GNB5). Gene Ontology annotation, biological process: G protein-coupled dopamine receptor signaling pathway; G protein-coupled receptor signaling pathway. Bases 248 to 1198 code for a protein of 316 amino acids. NCBI's taxonomy places the organism in Eukaryota, Metazoa, Chordata, Mammalia, Eulipotyphla, Talpidae. Gene Ontology annotation, cellular component: heterotrimeric G-protein complex; cytoplasm. The record is from RefSeq and is a predicted model, not a curated record. The transcript is spliced from 11 exons. Gene Ontology annotation, molecular function: protein binding; signaling receptor complex adaptor activity.